AUGGCGAAUGGUUGUGCCUUUACGUCCGGCAGAAAUGCCAGCGGGCAGGUCCAGAGCCGUCAGUGCAUUGAGGCCGUCAUCAAAUUCGCCUUCGAGGAGAGGCUCUUCCUCAUGGCUGACGAGGUGUACCAGGACAACAUGUAUGCUGAGGGUUCGGCCUUCCACUCCUUCAGGAAGGUGCUGACAGAGAUGGGGCCGCCCUACCUGGACUCGGUGGAACUCACCUCCUUCCACUCCAUCUCCAAAGGCUUCACGGGCGAGUCAGUGACCUCCCACGGCCACCCCCACCCCGAGGUGGCCACCACAGGUCCUGGGGAGCCACAGAGUGGGGAUGAGGAUGGUGGAACCCCAUGGGCCUCAAGGGGGUGCCCUAUUGCUACGCGCGUAUUGCUGCGCGCCGCCCUCCGCUCGCCCUGCGCCCCCCUGCGCCUGCUCUGCCGCGACUUCCACGCCGAGGAGCUCUCCGUCUCCACCAUCGUCUCCCUGCUGGACUCCCUGGAGCCUGCUGCCGUCCGCAGAGUUGUUUUACGCUUCAACAACCCGGGGCUGGCGGGGCUGUGCGAAGUGCUGCCUCACCUCGGCCGCUUCCCCGCGCUGCGCAGCCUCAAGCUGCCCUACAGCAACGUGGACGUGCGCCGCACGGCCCCCGGCCCAGACGCCGGCAUCCGCUGCUUGGCCGCUCACCUCCGGGCCCUGCCUGCCCUCAAGGAACUCGAUUUGUACUCCUCCAGGCUUUCUGGGAGACUCAGGCAGCUCCUGGGCGAGCUGCAGACUCCCCUGGAGAGUCUGGCGCUGGCCUUCUGCUGCCUGCUCCCCUCCGACCUCAUCUUCCUGUCCUCGAGCCUCCACGCGCCCUCCCUGCUCCAGCUGGACCUGAGCGGCCACAACUUCACGUCCCCCAGACUCCUGCAACCCUUGCGGACGCUGCUGGAAGCCGCUUCGUGCUCGCUGCUGCAGCUGGAGCUGCUGGAGUGUCAGCUGGGGGACGCGGAGCUGGAGCUGCUGCUGCCGGCGCUGCGCCGCUGCCGCCGCCUGCGCUGCCUCGGUCUCCUCGGCACCCCCCUGAGCGCGGCGGCGCUGCGGCCUGGCCUGGCCCGGCCCUGCGCGGCCCUGCCCGACCUGCGCCUCGUGGGCUACUCGCAGCCGCCGCGGGGCUCCGGCCACCACACCCCCACGCAGGGGGAGGAGGGUUUCCCGGCGGAGCUGUGCCGGCUGCUGGCGAGCGCGGGUAGAGCAGACGCCGUGUGGGCGACCAGCCUCCAGCGCUACGGAGCCAUCGACUACUUCAGCUUGCAGCAUCCCCCCCCCAGGGAAGCUUCCCCUCGGGGCGCUGUGCCGGGCUCUGGGCUGUGCCACUCGGUUAUGCCGGACCCUCACUCCAGAGCCAGCGCCGAGCGCACCGGCCCCGCGCCCCCCGCCCGGCCCGGCGCCGGGUGGUACAAGCGCCCGUUCUCCGGCAGCAUCACCAGCGCCUCGGGCCGGAGCGGCACGGCCAGCCGCUCCCCGCCGCCGCACAACGACAGCACGGCGCGGCGGGAGCAGGAGGAGGCUGAGGAGGAGGCGGCCGGGGGCAGGAGGCGGGUGAAGACGAUGGGUCUGUGCUCGCAGCGCAGGAGGUUGCGCUCCGCGCCGCAGCGGGACACGAACGGGAAUUCGCGCUCGUAG
Molecule: messenger RNA, 1665 nt
Organism: Colius striatus (speckled mousebird)
Lineage: Eukaryota; Metazoa; Chordata; Aves; Coliiformes; Coliidae
Product: leucine-rich repeat-containing protein 14-like
Cellular component (GO): cytoplasm
Source: RefSeq, a predicted model, not a curated record